GCAAAUUUCUGUGUGCAGAAGUGUGUGAAGGAAGAAUAGAUCCUAGUGUAACGUGAUAUGGCUGGGAGGUGUAAUCAAGGAAAGGGUGAGAUGGAUGUAGAGGAAGCCAGUGAUGAAAUGGCUGCAGAAGAGAGCUCUGUGGUCACUCACGAAGAAGAGAAGUCUAUUGCUGACGAAGAAAAAGGUGCAAGGUCUGUAACUGCAGUCGUGGUGGCAGGACUGGGGCUUGGAUCUUCGGUUAUCAACAGCAUCCUGAAUGGGCUGGGUUCAGUACAACGCAAGAUUGUAAUCUCGUUUGCCAACAAUACUGGCCAUCAGCUCACAGCUAUAGGUGUAUAUUUCUUUUCUGGAACAGCUGACAAUGGACUCCCUGGUGCUAUUCCUGAUAAAUCCACACUCGGCUUUGGAGCUCGCAAGACAAGGGGUCCUGUGGCGAGAGGCACUGUUGGGGUUAUCACUUAUUAUCUUUCAGCCGAAAAUCGGACAGCCGCAAUCAUGUGGAGUGUCCCGUUUGACUACAACUUAUAUUCCAACUGGUGGAACUUUGAAUUGCGAAAUGGGAGAGUUUCCCCCUCAAGGAGCUUGUUCAACGAUCUCUAUUACACAGAUUCUGCAAUUAAGGGUGAUAGCAACUUUGUCUCUCGCUUUACUAAUGGACGGAAGUUUGAGGGGUCUAUGGGACACUCUGGUACUCCAGUUCUGGAUAUAACACUACACUAAAAUAUUUUGAAGAGAAAGAGGAAUAUAUCAACUACAAAAAAUAAAAAAUAAAAAACUGUAUUAACUAAGUAUAAUAUAUAAUAUUUUAUUAGGUAGUUUAUUUUGCUCAUCGGCAAGGGGAGGAGGCGUGGAGACUACUCACCGGUGGAUUGG
Molecule: messenger RNA, 873 nt
Organism: Selaginella moellendorffii
Lineage: Eukaryota; Viridiplantae; Streptophyta; Lycopodiopsida; Selaginellales; Selaginellaceae
Product: DELTA-actitoxin-Afr1a
Exons: 1
Coding region: 58-720 (220 amino acids)
Biological process (GO): cytolysis in another organism; pore complex assembly; monoatomic cation transport
Cellular component (GO): pore complex
Molecular function (GO): channel activity
Source: RefSeq, a predicted model, not a curated record